Solea solea (common sole) is the source of this 1900-nucleotide messenger RNA. Its product is annotated as cytochrome P450 3A27-like. The record is from RefSeq and is a predicted model, not a curated record. The transcript has 13 exons. The coding region runs from base 72 to 1568 and encodes 498 amino acids. NCBI's taxonomy places the organism in Eukaryota, Metazoa, Chordata, Actinopteri, Pleuronectiformes, Soleidae. Gene Ontology annotation, molecular function: heme binding; steroid hydroxylase activity; oxidoreductase activity, acting on paired donors, with incorporation or reduction of molecular oxygen.
GUUUUGUUAUGUUCUUCCCUUUUCUCAUUCCUCGGACAUUUUAUGUCCAGCUCUGUCUGUAGACAGUCAAAAUGUUUGCCUUCACAUGGUUUUCAGCAGUAACUUGGACUUUAGUGGCUCUUUUUUGCACCCUGUUUUUCCUGUGGUAUGGCAUCCGGCCUUAUAUGUUCUUCAAAAGGCUUGGAAUACCAGGACCAAGGCCUCUACCCUUUAUUGGCACACUUCACUUGUUAAAGAAGGGAAUUCCAAAGUUUGACAGUGAGUGCCAAGCAAAAUAUGGAGAUUUCUGGGGAUUGUAUGAUGCAAGUGCACCAAUGUUAAUGGUGGCAGACCCGGAGAUCAUUAAGACUGUGUUGGUGAAGGAGUGCUACUCUGUGUUCACCAACCGCAGGGAGAAUCUCAUAGAAGGACCUUUUGAUGAUGCACUUACAGGGGUUAAAGAUGAUAAAUGGAAAAGAAUUCGGAGCACUGUAUCCCCAUGCUUUACCAGUGGAAGAAUGAAACAGGUUUUCCCCAUUGUGGCUCAAUAUGCAGAGCGACUCAUUGAGAAGAUUCGGCAAAUGAAAGAGGACGAACAAGUGGAUGUCAAACAACUUGUGGCUCCUUACAGUUUAGAUGUUGUGACCAGCGCCUCUUUUGGUGUCGAUGCAGACUCCCAAAAUAACCCAGAUGGCCCCCUCAUUGUUCAUAUCAAAAAAGUCAUGAACAUUAAUUUUAUGCUUGUAUUCAUAAUGAUGCUUCCGUUUGGUUCUCGCCUGAUGAAUCUUCUAAAAAUUGAAGUGAUGCCCAAACUCAGUGUGGAUUAUUUCUACAACAUCAUCAAGGGAUUUAAAGAUCAGCACUGUGAAGAAGACACGAGCCGAGCAGACUUCAUGCAGUUGAUGAUUAAGAGCGAGAUUCCAGAGACGGAGACACAGAGUAAGGAACAACAACCGAGUAAAGGUUUGACUGAACGCGAGAUCCUGUCCCAGGCCUUCAUUUUCAUCUUAGGCGGCUAUGAGACCACCAGUGUCACCUUAGCUUACAUCCUGUACAAUCUGGCCAUCAACCCUGAUGCCAUGCACAACUUACUGCAAGAAAUCGAUGCCAGCUUACCAAGCGAUGCUCCAGUUUCGUACGAGGCCCUGCACCGCCUGCAGUAUCUGGACCAGGUUAUUUGUGAGUCGAUGCGUUUGCUUCCCACUGCACCGCGGCUUGAGAGAAUGUGCAAAAAGACAGUGCAGGUCCACGGCAUCACCAUCCCUGAAGGAACCCUGGUCGGGAUCCCUGUGUAUAUGCUACACAGGGAUCCUCGUUUCUGGAGCUCACCUGAGCUUUUCCUACCAGAGAGGUUCAGUAAAGACGGUGGCGAAGAGGUGAACACAUAUGCGUACAUGCCAUUUGGACUUGGGCCUCGAAACUGCGUUGGGAUGCGUUAUGCUCUCCUUGUCAUGAAAAUGGUCCUUGUUCGUAUCCUGCAGGACUACACUGUGGAAACAUGCAAAGACACCAUGAUUCCCUUGGAGUUCGACUGGAAGCUCCAGCCGAUUCGACCAAUAAAACUCAACUUUGUUCCCAGACAACGUUAGCCCAAGAGGGAAGAGCUCUACACAUGUGUCACCACUGAAUUCCAGCCAAAGUCACCAUUUUGUAGUAGUAGCUGUUCUUUUAGUGUUUUUAGCUGAUGAAAUUUAAACAUGUGAAGCUAAUACUUCAAUGGCUAAUACAAGUGAAACUUAUUUUUAAAACAUUUGAUUAUUCCUAAAACUUCUGCCCCUCCUUUUUACAUGUGCACUUGCGGGGGAAGAUAUAUCACUUUAAAACUAUGGAGAAAAAUAGAAAAUUGUAAUAAUAAUCCGUGUUUUAUAGGUGUUUAUAGGUAUUGUGUGUUUUACCCACAAUAAAAGAAAUGUCAAAAAUA